GGCUUCCGCCAGCCGGGUUCUCUGCCCCAAGCAAGGACGCUCCUGCCCCGUACGAGCAGGAGGCAGCGCUCAGAUGCAGAAAGUGAAGCUCAGACACAUUGAAGAUUGUGUGACAUAGGGUAGGCAAGUGACAGUACAAGAAAGUGACAUAUUGCCUGAGGUCACCCGGAGGACCCAGAGCUGGAUCCUGGGGCUUCUCAUCAGAGAGGUGAGCCCCGUUGUCCCAGAGACCUCCUGGCCACCUGAAAGCCCAAGAUGGCCUCCAGCUCAGCCCCUGAUGAAAACGAGUUUCAAUUUGGUUGCCCCCCUGCUCCCAGCCAGGACCCAUCGGAGCCCAGAGCUCUCUGCUGCACAGCCUGUCUCUCUGAGAACCUGAGAGACGAUGAGGAACAGAUCUGUCCUAAAUGCAGAGGAGACGGCCUCCAACCUGUGAGCCCAGGAAACCUUCUGACUCAGGAGAAGGUUCUCCCUGAUGUGGCUGAGGCUGGAAUCGUGUGUCCCUUUGCAGGUGUUGGCUGUUCCUUCAAGGGGAGCCCACAAUCCGUGCAGGAGCAUGAGGCCACCUCGCAGUCCUCACACCUGUACCUGCUUCUGGGGGUCCUAAAGGAGUGGAAAUCCUCACCAGGUCCCAACCUGGGCUCUGCACCCAUGGCACUGGAGCAGAACCUGUCAGAGCUGCAGCUUCAGGAAGCUGUGGAAGUGACAGGGGACCUGGAGGUAGACUGCUACCGGGCACCUUGCUGUGAGAGCCAGGAAGAACUGGCUUUGCAGCACCUCCUGAAGGAGAAGCUGCUGGCUCAGCUGGAGGAGAAGCUGCGUGUGUUCGCGAACAUCGUUGCUGUCCUCAACAAGGAAGUGGAGGCUUCCCACCUGGCGCUGGCCGCCUCCAUCCACCAGAGUCAGUUGGACCGAGAGCACGUCCUGAACUUGGAGCAGAGGGUGGUGGAGUUACAGCAGACCCUGGCUCAAAAAGACCAGGUCCUGGGCAAACUUGAGCACAGUCUGCGACUCAUGGAGGAGGCGUCCUUUGAUGGUACUUUCCUGUGGAAGAUCACCAAUGUCACCAAGCGGUGCCACGAAUCAGUGUGUGGCAGGACUGUCAGCCUCUUCUCUCCAGCUUUCUACACUGCCAAGUACGGUUACAAGUUGUGCCUGCGCCUGUACCUGAAUGGGGAUGGCUCAGGCAAGAAGACCCACCUGUCCCUGUUCAUUGUCAUCAUGAGGGGAGAAUAUGACGCUCUGCUGCCCUGGCCUUUCCGGAACAAGGUCACCUUUAUGCUACUUGACCAGAACAACCGUGAGCACGCCAUUGAUGCCUUCCGGCCUGACCUGAGCUCAGCCUCCUUCCAGCGGCCGCAGAGUGAGACCAACGUGGCCAGCGGCUGCCCGCUCUUCUUCCCCCUCAGCAAGCUGCAGUCACCCAAGCACGCCUACGUAAAAGAUGAUACAAUGUUCCUCAAAUGCAUUGUGGACACCAGUGCUUAGAGAUUGGCGGGAGUGUCUCCUGAAGGGAACCAGCUUAGGCUGGGGGACUUAGCUAGACAGGCAGGCCCUGCCCUUGGAGCCCACAGUCCAGGACAAGGAUGGGCCGAGGUUGGCAUGACUUGAGUGCCAUAACAUGUUGGUUGUGGCUAAUGUGAGACUGGAGGAACUUGAGCUGUGGGUACAGAGACAGUGGAGGAGAAGACAGAAGGGCUCUCUUCACACAGACCACAACACCAGGAGGCCAGCACGCCAGCAAGUCCUGAAUGUUGAGACCAGUUUAGGUCAAGACGACAAGAACCUGGCCUGAGGCAUGGACAUUGAGCCAAGGUUGUGGAGCCUAAGUGGAGGGGCACUCCUACUCGGACAUUCUCUGGAGGUCAGGGUAUAACUGGGAAAAAUGCCCCAUCUCUCUGUUCAGACUGAAAACUAGGACCACAGGGCAGAAGGGACAGACAUGAAUGUGAAUUUAACCUGUGCUGGGUUGAGUACCUACAUUGACAGACAUGUAAACAGGUCAACCCAGAAGCUGUCCUGGGAAAUGCUCGCCGGCUGGAUUUGAAGACCUUUGAUGCUUUUACAGAUAAAACAAACAACAGCAAAA
Molecule: messenger RNA, 2086 nt
Organism: Rattus rattus (black rat)
Lineage: Eukaryota; Metazoa; Chordata; Mammalia; Rodentia; Muridae
Gene: Traf1
Product: TNF receptor associated factor 1
Exons: 10
Coding region: 256-1485 (409 amino acids)
Biological process (GO): positive regulation of JNK cascade; tumor necrosis factor-mediated signaling pathway; regulation of apoptotic process
Cellular component (GO): cytoplasmic side of plasma membrane; plasma membrane signaling receptor complex
Molecular function (GO): tumor necrosis factor receptor binding; ubiquitin protein ligase binding; zinc ion binding
Source: RefSeq, a predicted model, not a curated record